Molecule: messenger RNA, 1638 nt
Organism: Odontomachus brunneus
Lineage: Eukaryota; Metazoa; Arthropoda; Insecta; Hymenoptera; Formicidae
Product: IQ and ubiquitin-like domain-containing protein
Exons: 6
Coding region: 1-1638 (545 amino acids)
Biological process (GO): cilium assembly
Cellular component (GO): motile cilium; acrosomal vesicle
Source: RefSeq, a predicted model, not a curated record
AUGGAAAAACAAAGGAUUUUCAAGCCUUAUUUAGGAGGAUGGAGACAUAAGGUUACUGGAGUAAAAUAUUUAAAUGCAGCUUCCCAGACUGAAUCUCUGCGCAAACAGUCGUUGAAAAGUACAUGUAGCCAGAUGGUUCAGUGUAUGGUAACGAAGGAUGGAACAACACAAACAUUAUGUCACCGCGCGACGCAAAUGUGGCGAGACGACUAUUACAUACCUAAUCAGACGGAUAAAUACAUGACCGUGAAGUCGUAUGAGAACUAUGACGAUAUACAACUGCGGCUCAAUUUGGAUGGACAUGCGCGUAUAAUUCAAAGGAAUUACCGGGCGUACAGGCUGAGGAAGUACAUAAAGGAAUGCGCGCGAAUUUAUCGCGAGAUGCUCGAGAAAUGUGAAAAACGCGAGGAAGAGAAAGCUAUCGUAAACAAAAUGCGACAUCAACGGAACAUUCUUCGGCAAAUACAACCGCGAUCGAGGGCUGAUUUCGACAUGCUCUACAACUUGAUCGAGAGAUGGAGGUCCGACCGUUUCCAGGACAUAAAGUCGCGAUUGUUCAAGGCCGCGCAGCGUGCUGAGAACUGCAGGAUCUUGGAGAAGACGGUGGAGAUGUUAAACCACAUCGAUAAGCAUAAACAAGCGAUUAGAAGUUUGUGCAGAAGACGGAGGGUUCUCAGAUUCCUCACGCUCAACUGCAAGCCGAUACGUUGGACCGGUUACAAGGGUAUACCGCUGGAGAUGGUUACCGUGAAAAUUCAAAAGGCUCAGGAAUUCAAAGGUCUCUAUGACGCAUUGAGCGACCGCGACGUUAAACCGGAUCAGCGAAUGGUGUUACUGAUAAUGUUGAGGAAGUCGAUCGAAGCGCACGAUUGUACGGAAGCUUUCGAUCUGUUGUCUCUGUUGGACCAGGAGAUCGCUUUGCUGACUCGACGAAUUACGUGCUUGUCACGAAGUUGUCUAAACGAAAGGAUAACGCAUACUUACUUGAAUUUUACGAGCAUGCACGGUAGCUGCGGCUGCGAAGCUGUCGGCGAGAAUUCUAAAGACGAUGAAUUGCGGGAACCUUCAGAAACAAAAGCAAAAUUCUGCCGAAGUUGCUUGAAACUACUUCCCAACCGCAGAUUCUUACCGCACAGUAGAACGAGGAGGCUAUCGGUCUGCAAGAGCUGCGAUUCUUUAAGUCGUCGCAACAUCGCGCACGUGGACUACGAUCCUUACAUGUUCAUAUUGGAUUGUGUGCGGGCUGAUGAGAUACGUCGCGGCAGCAAUUCCGCGCUGGCGUUUAUGAUGCAAAGGCAGGAUAUUUAUCAUUUGGUUAAUAACAUUUGGCACAGUCAAUCAGCGGUUAGCAAAGCCACGGAUAUCUUUCUUCUGAGACUAGUUAGGUACCGGAUGGACGAUGAAUGGGCACCUUGGAAUUGUAUCCUUUUGACGGAGGACGAAGCCGACGUGCAUUCUCGCAUUAAGGAUCCCGCAAAGGUGUACUCGAGACACCUGAUCCAUCAGAUCGGUUUGGCGCAUCAGAUCGCGAGGAGUCACUUCAGACAAUUAAUCAGUUUCGAGAGAGACUUCCGGGAGUCCGGUCGCUUCCCUGCGAUUCAAGGUGACAAGAAUACAAGUAGUACAGACUGCCUUUGA